Molecule: messenger RNA, 2318 nt
Organism: Sphaeramia orbicularis (orbiculate cardinalfish)
Lineage: Eukaryota; Metazoa; Chordata; Actinopteri; Kurtiformes; Apogonidae
Exons: 3
Coding region: 671-1174 (167 amino acids)
Biological process (GO): negative regulation of smoothened signaling pathway
Cellular component (GO): Golgi apparatus; ciliary membrane
Source: RefSeq, a predicted model, not a curated record
AUGAUGGAGACGUGAGCUGAUUCAUGUUUAGUUUCCGCUGUUCAGAGAGAGGACAGCAUCGUCUCACCAACAAAAACAGCCGCUAUUUGGGGUAAAGUAAAGCCUCGUAAACUGUCAACCUAUUAAUAGAGCUAGGGAAGAUUUUAAGCUGCAGAAAAAGAGCUUUUCAGUGUGAGCAUGGGCGGCCUCCGUUUGGUGGACAAAAGCUCGAGGGGUUUCAUCAGGAAAUAAGUCGACUUCGUGCACGAGCCAGUUUCAUCUGCUGGACAAUUCAGAAGAAAAACAACACAUUUCUUACCGUUUACUUCUUUAGCGGGAGAGGACAUUAUCACCGGGAUGCGACGGAGCAUCCGGAUGUAAGUACAGCUCAUGUGCACGGGCAGCGACCCUCUCCUCCGGGGCUGGAGAAGAGCCAGCAGCUCGGUCCCCGUCUGGCUCUAGGACAACAGCUGUAUCCUGCGUGUAUGUGUAUAUAUUGUGAUACCUGAGGGGACAUCGUGCUUAUUUUGACCAACAUGACAGAGUCAGACACGGUCUUUUCCACAGCCGGGAUGAUGGGACGUGGGAUCGGGGGCUUGUGGAGGGUCACUGACUUCUGAAUGUCCCGUCUCUGUGUGGAGGGAGGUGAGACCGAGACCAAAACUCGGACUUGUUUCCUGCGUCCACCGUCAUGGAUAAACUCACCGUGAUCUCAGGAUGUCUCUUCCUCGCUGCGGACAUCUUCGCCAUCGCCAGCAUCGCCAAUCCGGACUGGAUCAACACCGGAGAAUCAGCUGGCUCUCUGACUGUCGGCCUGGUCCGACAGUGUCAGACCAUUCACGGCCGGGACCGGACCUGCAUCCCCCCCCAGUUACCCCCAGAAUGGAUCACCACACUUUUCUUCAUCAUCCUAGGCAUCAUCUCCCUCACCAUCACCUGCAGUCUGCUAGUGAUGUCACACUGGCACCGCGAGGCCACCCGAUACGCCCGAUGGAUCGCUUUCACAGGGAUGGUUCUCUUUUGUAUGGCUGCUCUCAUAUUCCCCAUCGGCUUCUACAUCAACGAGGUUGGAGGACAGCCAUACAAGCUCCCCAACAACACAGUGGUGGGCUCCUCCUACGUACUCUUUGUCCUGUCCAUAUUCUUCACCAUAGUAGGACUGCUGUUUGCUGGGAAGGUGUGUCUGCCGGGCUGAAACAACAGGACCAUUGAUGCCAUUUUUCCAAUCCUUUGGGACAGAAGCAACCAGCAUUGUGGGCAGCUUGCUGGUUGUGAUAUCUGACUUCCCACGUGGCAGCUUUGGAAGUGUCAACGGAUGACACUAAAACUGAGAAUCAGCUGUUUGUGUUCCUUUUGGAUGAACUGUCUCAAUGCUCAUAACUGGAGCAUCUGUUCAGAGACUAAGCAGGUGCUAAAAGCUAAAAAAUAGCACUCGUCUUUGCUCUUUCUGAACAAUUUAGUGAAUCUUGUGGUGAACAGAAUGGAGGAGAUGAAAAAUGAGCUUAAUGGAAAUAGAUGGACUUCGAAGGGAGCCCUGCGGUGCUGUAUGUCAUCUCAAGAAUUAAAAAAAGAUAGUAAAACAGUUUUCAUUCAUUCCACUAAAAUGCAAAUUUUGGAUUAAACUUGUUUGUCAGGCCAGAAAAAUUGACAAAAUAUACCAAAUAUUGGCCAGUAAUCUCCAAAACUGUCUGAUGGAGGUUCUUUGAUGACCGUGAUCUCCGAUGAAGGUUCCUUUUCUCAGCACGUUUAUUUAUUUAUGUCACUUUUUUUGUAAAGUCACCUUUAAUUAAAAGGCCUAAUGUACAGUUUUCCCCUGCCAUUAAUACAGGUGAUGUUUCACCUUGCCUUAAAAAGCUGGAAACCUUAAAACAACUCAGAUGUUGUAUGGCUUUUGUGUCAUCGGAUCAACCUUAAAAUGUUACCACUGGAAUAUAAUUACCAGUACAAUGUAAUUGGCAAUCAGCAAGAAUAAGACAUCUAGUGAACCCUUAUCAGUGUGACAGAUUGUACAGUUGUAUUUUUUGGAGCUGUUACAGAAUGAUGAGCUGGUCUCUGAAAAGAACAACUUCAACAGGUUAAAUCUGUUCUUGGUGUCUCUCUUACAGCCUUUAGUGAUGCAGUGAAUGUAUUACUUCACCUUUUGGUCGGGCAUUUCCUGUUUAAACACUGUAUUUAGAAAUCGGAGACUGGUUUGUCCUAUACAGUUAAGACAGAUGCCGAUGCCUACUUCAUCUCUGUACAAAUAAACAGACAGCCAGUCUGUGUCGUUUUGUAGAAGCACUGUGACAUUCUUGAAUGAGCAUGAAUGAACUCAUCUCAUUAAAAAUCAUCACAACACA